UGAAAUUGUUCCCCUUCUGUAAAGCGUCGGAGAGAAAUGGAAGACGACGGAGAGAGAUCCAGCAUCGUGAUCAGCCUCAUCGAGAACAGAGCCAAAGAGGUUGGAAUGGCUGCAUUUAAUUUGAGAUCAGCUUCUCUGGAUCUUUCGCAGUACAUUGAAACCAGUGGCUCGUAUCAGAACACCCAAACUCUGCUGCAAUUUUACGAUCCGAUGGUGAUAAUUGUACCUCCCAACAAACUGGCAGCUGAUGGGAUGGGUGGAGUUUCAGAAUUGGCUGACAAGUUCUGUGGACAUAUCAGGAAGGUUGUAAUGGCCCGUGGAUGUUUUGAUGACACCAAGGGUGCCGUCCUAGUGAAAAGUUUAGCAGCAAAGGAGCCGUCAGCCCUCAGUCUAGAGACUUACUACAAACAAUAUUAUCUUUGUUUGGCUGCCGCUGCUGCUACAAUCAAGUGGAUAGAAGCUGAGAAAGGACUUAUCGUGACAAAUCACUCCUUGUCGGUUACCUUUAACGGAUCAUUUGAUCACAUGAGCAUAGACGCAACUAGUGUUCACAACUUGGAAAUAAUUGAGCCAUUUCACUCUUCACUUUUGGGCACAACCAGCAAAAAAAGAAGUCUUUUCCAAAUGCUCAAGACAACAAAGACCAUAGGAGGAACCAGGCUCCUUCGUGCCAAUCUGUUGCAGCCCUUAAAAGACACCGAAACUAUCAACACUCGCCUCGAUUGCCUGGAUGAGCUGAUGAAGAACGAACAGCUAUUCUUCGGACUCACUCAGGUUCUCCGGAAAUUUCCAAAAGAGACUGAUAGAGUACUCUGUAACUUCUGCUUCAAGCCCAAGAAAGUAACAAAUGAGGUUAUGGGUGUUGACAAUUUCAAGAAAAGCCAAGUGUUGAUAUCAAACAUUAUUGUGCUUAAAACAACUUUGGAUGCAUUACCUCUGCUUGGGAAGGUUUUGAAGGAUGCAAGUUGUUUUCUUCUGUCAAAUGUUUUUAGAACUGUGUGUGAGAAUGAGGAUUACUCUACCAUCAGAAACAGAAUUUGCGAGGUGUUCGAUGAAGAUGUUCUUCAUGCACGUGUCCCUUUUGUGGCCCGAACACAGCAAUGCUUUGCAGUCAAAGCUGGGAUUGAUGGACUUCUGGAUAUUGCAAGGAGAACAUUCUGUGAUACAAGUGAAGCUAUACACAACCUCGCGAACAAGUAUCGUGAAGAAUUUGGACUACCAAAUUUGAAACUUUCAUUUAAUAACAAGCAAGGGUUUUACUUCAGCAUUCCACAAAAGGAUGCUCAGGGAAAGCUUACUAGCAAAUUCAUUCAGGUCGUAAAACAUGGAAACCAUCUACACUGCACAAGCCUAGAACUUGCUUCUCUUAAUGUGAGAAAUAAGUCUGCAGCUGGAGAAUGCUAUAUAAGAACAGAACUUUGCCUUGAAGCCCUAGUAGAUGCCAUCAGGGAGGAUGUCACUACACUCACGCUUCUGGCUGAGGCCCUCUGCCUCUUAGAUAUGAUGGUUAAUUCAUUUGCACAAACUAUCUCAUCAAAGCCUCUCGACCGAUAUACUAGACCUCAAUUUACUGAUGAUGGCCCAUUGGCAAUUGAUUCUGGAAGACAUCCAAUUCUCGAGACUAUACACCAUGAGUUUGUUUCCAACGGUAUCUUUAUCUCGGAGGCAUCAAACAUGUUAAUUGUCAUGGGACCAAACAUGAGUGGAAAGAGCACAUAUCUCCAACAAGUAUGCCUUACAGUCAUUCUUGCUCAAAUUGGUUGCUAUGUUCCUGCUUGCUUCGCAACUAUUCGCAUAGUUGAUCGCAUAUUCACAAGGAUGGGUUCAACGGAUAGCCUAGAAUCAAACUCCAGUACGUUCAUGACAGAGAUGAAAGAGACAGCUUUCAUCAUGCAGAACGUUACCCCAAGAAGUCUGAUUGUUAUGGAUGAACUAGGAAGAGCUACUUCCUCCGCUGAUGGAUUUUCCAUUGCUUGGAGCUGCUGCGAAAAACUCUUAUCAAUUAAAGCGUAUACAAUCUUUGCAACCCACAUGGAGAACCUAUCCGAGCUGGCAACUCUCUAUCCGAACGUGAGGAUUCUUCAUUUCGACGUUGAUGUACUUAACAACCGUCUGGAUUUCAAGUUCAAACUCAAGGAUGGACCAAGACAUAUUCCGCACUACGGCCUUUUGUUAGCAGAAGUGGCAGGAUUACCGAGGUCGGUGAUCGAUACAGCACAAUGCAUUACAUCAAAGAUCACACAAACGGAAAGGAAGAGAAUGGAAGUGAACUGCGAGCAGCAUCAUCAACUGCAGAUGAUUUAUCGGGCUGCCCAACGGCUAUUGUGCUUGAAAUAUUCCAGCCAACCUGAAGAUGCAAUCAGGCAAGCACUUCAGAAUCUCAAGGAGAGCUAUCUAGAUGGAACUGUCUGAAACCUUCAACUAUUACC
This is a messenger RNA of Linum tenue, 2429 nucleotides long. The record is from the annotation of a GenBank genome assembly. Lineage: Eukaryota; Viridiplantae; Streptophyta; Magnoliopsida; Malpighiales; Linaceae.